This is a messenger RNA of Erythranthe guttata (spotted monkey flower), 1844 nucleotides long. Its product is annotated as pentatricopeptide (PPR) repeat-containing protein. Lineage: Eukaryota; Viridiplantae; Streptophyta; Magnoliopsida; Lamiales; Phrymaceae. The record is from RefSeq and is a predicted model, not a curated record. Gene Ontology annotation, molecular function: protein binding.
UAAUAUCUCAAAAAGAAAUAGAAAAACGUGGUUUAUCAUUUUACCUUCUUCACCUCAAAUUGGGGGAAAAUCGCCGCCGAGAAGACGACGGAGCAACCAAUUUACAACAUCGGAAUGUCUAGUAGAAAUGUAGCCGUGAGAAGUCUCUCAGAAAUCCGGCACCACCACCGGACACCGCUGCCGUCGCCCCAUCUCCCGGACAUCUCGUCAUCUCUCUCCGCUCUAACUCCCAUCACCACCGCCGCCGCCGCCCAAACCCACAUAACUCAGCUCAACACCCUCCUCAGAUCCUUCCUCAAGAACGGCAUCGUCGCCAUCACACCCAAAGAACUCCUCCACUUCUUCAAAUCCCGCCUCCGCCACCACCCCACCCUCAGCCACCUCGACUUCCAUCUCUUCCGCUACGCCGCCGCGCUCGACUCCUUCCGCCACGACCACACCACAUUCGAGUACAUGGCGCGGUCUCUCAUAUCCACCAACCGCCUCGAUUCCCUCCCAUCGCUCCUCGAAUUCGUAUCCUCCAACGCUUGCCCCUGCUCCGAUGGCAUCUUCUCUUGCCCUAGAAUCGAACCCAUUUUCCGUGCCUCCAUUGGCUCGUUCUGCAGGUCCGGUAGAUUCGACAAUGCACACCACGCGUUCGAUAUUAUGACGCGACUAAUCGACGGCAAACCGAAUGUCGCAUUGUACAAUAUCGUGAUCCACGGUUAUGUCAAGAUCGGGAAAUUGGAUAAAGGUUUCAACUUUUACAAGAGGAUGCUCAAUGACAGAGUGAAGCCGGAUGCAGUCACGUUCAAUAUCUUGAUCAGCGGGCAUUGUCGGAACAAGAAAUUCGAGCUGGCAUUGGAAGUUUUCAAAGAGAUGAAAGAGAAAGGAUGUGUACCAAAUGUAAUCAGCUUCAACACAUUGAUCAAGGGAUUCUUUCAGGGUGGAAAAGUACAGCAAGCAGUUGAAAUGGCGCACGAGAUGACAGAGUUAGGGUGCGAAUUCUCGUCUGUUACAUGUGAGAUCUUGGUGAAUGGGCUCGGUAGAAAAGGGAAGAUAAUCGAGGCAGCUGAUUUGAUGAUUGAGUUUCUAAGGAGAGGGGUUUUGCCCAAGGUGUUCGAUUAUUUCGUUUUAAUUGAGAUGCUCUGUAUCGAAGGGAAGGCAGAUAGGGCUCUCGAAUUGAUGGAUGAGCUUUGGGGGAAAGGAUACAAACCGAGUUUGAUUUCUUGCACGACUCUGAUUGAAGGUUUACUUAGAAGUCGAAGGAUUGAAAAGUCGGUUGGUUUGAUGAGGAGAAUGCUCGAUGAGGGAAUUGUACCGGAUAGUGUGACUUUUAGUUGUUUGCUGGAUGAUAUGUGUGGCGGUGGAGGAGCGGUGGAGGCGGAUAAGAUGAGGCUGGUGGCUUCGAAAAAGGGUUUGGUUACAGAUGGUGUGAUGUACAGAAUCUUGAUCUCGGGGUAUACGAGAGAAGGGAGACGAAAGGAAGGGGAAGCCGUGGUGGAUGAGAUGUUGGAUAGAGGGUUUGUACCUGAUAUUGCAACUUACAAUAUGUUCAUGGAUGGCCUUGCUAAAUCUAAAGGUUGUCUUGGUUAGAUGAAAAGAGUAGUUUUGUGGACGAAAUCGGAGAUAUGAAAAAGGGCGUUCGUAGCAGCAUUUGCGAUUUCAGCAGCAGCACCACUAGCUAGCUAACCGAAGGACACAAAUCUACAAGUACAUGGUCCAGUAUGUGUGUUUAUUUCCCUUGGAAGAAAUAAAAGAGAGACGAAUAAACAAAUUUCUUCGGAAAUUGUACUUAUUUUUCGGUUACAAAACAGUAUUGAUCUAUCAUGGUAAAUUGAAUGUGAUGGUCGAACCGUGUACAA